AUGGAGGCUCGACCAACUGAGGAUUCUGGUGCACAGGCUCCAAAGCCAAAACGAACAAAGAUUGCCAGGGUAAAAAACAAAAUGCCAGCUGCCAUUCAAAUCACAGCUGAACAAUUGCUUCGUGAAGCAAAGGAAAGAGAACUUGAAGUAACACCAAAGGCGCCCCAACAGAAAAUCACAAGUCUUUCAGAGCUCAGAGAUUUUCAACUGCGCAAACGAAAGGACUAUGAAGACAAUAUUCGGAAAAACAGACUGGCAAUGCAGAAUUGGAUUAAGUAUGCGAAAUUCGAGGAGAGCCAAGGCGAAAUUCAACGUGCCCGAUCCAUCUUUGAACGUGCAUUAGAUGUGGACUAUCGAAAUGUCGGAUUAUGGCUCAAAUACGCAGAGAUGGAAAUGCGAAACAAACAAGUCAACCAUGCACGCAAUUUGUGGGAUCGUGCUGUUGUCCUCAUGCCACGAGCCAAUCAGUUCUGGUACAAGUACACCUACAUGGAGGAAAUGCUGGGUAAUAUUGCAGGAGCCAGGCAAGUGUUUGAACGGUGGAUGGAGUGGCAACCAGAGGAGCAAGCGUGGCAUGCCUACAUCAAUUUCGAAUUGCGCUACAAAGAUAUACUUGUCCUCGUUCAUCCCGAGCCAAGGAACUGGGUGAAGUACGCAAAGUUUGAAGAACGGAAUGGAUUUGUAAAUUCUUGCCGCCAAGUUUUCGAAAGGGCUGUGGAAUUCUUCGGAACAGACAAUCCUCAGGCCAGACUUCUGAUAGAGUUCGCUCGUUUCGAGGAGCGACAGAAAGAGCAUGAACGAGCUCGUGUGAUUUACAAGUACGCUCUGGAUAACUUGCCGAAAGAGGAGUGCCAAGAGAUCUACAAAGCCUAUACACUUCAUGAGAAGAAAUACGGAGACCGACUUGCCAUCGAAGACGUGAUUCUCAGCAAGAGAAAGUUUCAAUAUGAAGAGGAGGUACAAGCGAAUCCCCAUAACUACGAUGUUUGGUUUGAUUACGUGCGUUUAAUGGAGGAGGAAGGAUCCGUAGAUCAGACGCGGGAAAUUUACGAACGAGCAGUUGCGAACGUACCACCGAUCAAGGAAAAGCGUUACUGGAGGCGCUAUAUCUACCUAUGGCUCAACUACGCCCUGUACGAGGAGCUUACCGUCGAAAAUAUGGAACGGGCCCGUCAAGUAUAUCGGUUUUGUCUCAAGUUGAUCCCUCACCGCCGAUUCACAUUCGCAAAAAUGUGGCUUUACGCAGCGAAGUUUGAGAUUCGUCAGAAAGCCCUCACAGACGCUAGAAAGCUACUGGGUGCUGCUAUCGGUAUGUGUCCAAAAGACAAAUUGUUUCGUGGAUACAUUGAAUUGGAGAUUCAACUGCGCGAAUUUGAUCGAUGCCGAAAGUUGUACGAGAAGUUCCUAGAGUUUUCACCCGAAAACUGUACAACGUGGAUGAGGUACGCAGAGUUGGAAAGUUUACUCGGGGAAGUCGACCGUGCCCGUGCUAUAUACGAGCUGGCUAUCAACCGGCCACUCUUGGAUAUGCCUGAAUUACUUUGGAAAGCCUAUAUUGAUUUUGAAAUUGAACAGUACGACUGGGAACGCGCACGUGCUUUAUAUCGGCGACUGUUGAAGCGCACACAACAUGUAAAGGUUUGGAUCAGCUUCGCUAACUUUGAGCUGUGUGCGCACAAUACACUCACAUUGGAUGACCUUGACGAUGGUGCAGAAGCCCACUUGAAGUCAGCCAACGUGGACAAGGAAACUAUUAUUCGAGAACACAAUGAAAAUGAAGUUAAAAAAGGUGUACUUCGGACCCGAGCUGUUUACCGGGAGGCGAACAAAGCCCUUCGAACUUGUGAGGACAAAGAACAACGGGUCAGAUUAUUGGAGGCCUGGAAAGAAUUCGAGGACGAAUACGGGGACGCUGAAUCUCAAAAGGAAAUUGCCAAGCUCCAACCUCAAAAAGUUGUUCGCAGUCGUCGACUGGGUGAUGAGCGAAGUGGUUGGGAAGAAUUCGUGGAAUACAUAUUCCCUGACACAGAUGCAGAAAAACCAAAUCAGAAGCUUCUGAGUAUGGCUGCCAGGUGGGCUGAACAAAUGAGUCGGAAGCAGAAAGCGAAAGCUGAAGACGCAGACUCUGAUGAGUCGUCCGAAACAGAAAGUGAAUCAGACAACGCGGACAGCUUGCAAGGCGACGAGGACGACAAUCGGGUGGUCGAUCAGGAUGAGAACUGGUCUGGAGUAUCCAAAAAUCGGAAUCGCGAAGAACUUCAGCUACCAGAUGAUGAUAGUGAUGAAGGUUGAUAUUGAUGCAAAGUCAAACUUGUACAGAACCCGUCUUGUGUAUAAAAUUGAAACGUCA
This is a messenger RNA of Opisthorchis viverrini, 2350 nucleotides long. RefSeq lists its product as hypothetical. Bases 1 to 2292 code for a protein of 763 amino acids. The record is from RefSeq and is a predicted model, not a curated record. NCBI's taxonomy places the organism in Eukaryota, Metazoa, Platyhelminthes, Trematoda, Opisthorchiida, Opisthorchiidae. Gene Ontology annotation, cellular component: Prp19 complex; precatalytic spliceosome; post-mRNA release spliceosomal complex. The transcript is spliced from 11 exons. Gene Ontology annotation, molecular function: protein binding. Gene Ontology annotation, biological process: mRNA splicing, via spliceosome; spliceosomal complex assembly.